AAUUUUCGGGUCUCCUGAAGUAUUUGUCUUCUAAAACCACGACGAUGGCGAAUGCUGAAUUCCUGUCGCUUCCUGCAGAGCUGAUAUGUUACAUUUUACUUUUCCUCACUCCAAGAGACCUUUGUUGUUGCGCAAUAGCAGUUUGCUAUUUCCCAUGGCUCUAAGGUACCCACAGGCUGACUUCUGUUGAUGCCAGACCUGCACAACCUUGAGAGAUGCGGCUCAAAAUUCUGUGCGAAUUCAACACAAGCUCGAGCUUUUUGCUCAGGGCUUUAUCGAGACCACCACCCCUGGCCAGGACUCAAUUGAUUUUUUCAAAAAGAACAAUUUACUGAAGAAAUCGGCAUUCACGUCGCGGUCUGACUUCCAUAUGAACACUGUUUUUCAAGAAUCAGUGCCUGCUGCGCGUGCCGCUACCAAGGAGACGACACAGUCCAUGAAGUGUGGGCUCUGGUGGAUGUCCACAGAGAGCGAUCUCUUCAUUCGGGAGUGCAACACAAAUACUACCCGGAUAUGGCCCAACCACAACCCCUUAUCCCCAAUGCCGGAGCACAAGUUGGUGCCAGUUAUCGCUGACCCUCUGCAGGAUCUUAUGGUCACAAUAUCCCUGCUUCGUUCCAUCCAUGUGCCCAAUACCGUGCAGGCUUACCACGUUUUUUGGCUGGACAUUCGUAUGCUUUCGUCGCAGGCUCCACAUCCGGAUUCAGCGUGCACUUCCUUGGACUGCAGCCAUUAUUUUGAUGCAUGUGGCAUUCACCAUGUUGUGUUUAUGAACGAACCUGCAAUCUGUGGGGACCGCAUCGUUGUCCCCUAUUGCACAUACACAGACAACAACACAUGGAGGCAGCAGAUGUUCAUACAAGUGGUAGAUUGGAGGAAAGGACAGGUGGAGUGCCAUCCUGUAGGGCAUGAUGUUCAAAGUCGGUCUCAUCAACACAAUUUCCAUCUUAUAGACCGACAGACAUUUGUUGUCAUCGACUUGGAAAAUUCUAUAAGCUUGUAUACAUUUCAAGGGUUUGGAGGGCCCCCUCAGCGCCGAAUCGUCUACUGCUUUCCGAUCUGCAGCUCUGUACGUCGUCCAUCGUGUGUUGUUCACACUACUCCGUUGCUUCAAGGCACGGCAGUCCGCCCAGACCUUAUGCCCAGCUACGUACCCACUCUGGAGUCCCAAAUUAUGGUCUUGGAGAUGUUCCUUCCCGUAUUGCCCAUUAUUUUGGUCAUCGACAUGGCUAUUUUUUCAGAAAAUGCUCUUCAUUCAGAGGCGCUUAUCACGAUGCCCUGGUCAGACUGGGGACCACAUCAUACGCGCUGCUUUCCCCAUGACCCAAGCCACCGAAUCAGUGUUUUCGGCAGCAGAAUGGCCUACGCUCUUCCUCGAUAUCGGACCCCCACUGCUGGACAUAGAAUGGAAGCGCUAUCUACCGACGGUCGCUUCUACGUACAUAUAUGGGACUUCAAUGAAAGAGUCAUUGCCCGCUCCAAAAGCACCUCUGACUCCAACUCACUAGACCAUCUGAUCCGCAAGCCUCCUUGGCUCGCUCAUAUGUGUUACAACAGUAACUUUAACUCGAACCAUUCCUACGCUACAACCGUCUGCCAUGCAUCCUUUCCGACGCGUGACUUUGCGGGGUUAUUCUUGGAACAGGAUAGGCUUACCUUGACAUGGGUUCGACCUGACGUGGUCGAUAUUCAGGUUGUUUCCCCCCAAGUUGUACCAGAGACGAAGGUUCUUAGCUGUUGGCUCAGAGAUUCUAUCAAACUCAUCAUGGAUUUUUGGGAUCGGUGGCCGUUGUGUGUUAUGUCUUACUUCCGAUAAUAACUAUGAGUCAUCCGACUCCUUGAAAAUGGGUAAGGUGUUCGUAGUAGUCGUGGGUACAGUGAUAGCCAAGUUUAGUGCACAUUCAAGUUGGCUGUAGUCACGAACGGGAUUUCAAUCAUACUUACUCGGGGUCAUGAG
This is a messenger RNA of Suillus bovinus, 1957 nucleotides long. RefSeq lists its product as uncharacterized. Lineage: Eukaryota; Fungi; Basidiomycota; Agaricomycetes; Boletales; Suillaceae. The record is from RefSeq and is a predicted model, not a curated record. Bases 371 to 1816 code for a protein of 481 amino acids. The transcript is spliced from 3 exons.